Messenger RNA from Rhipicephalus sanguineus (brown dog tick), 3364 nucleotides. RefSeq names its product aprataxin and PNK-like factor. The coding region runs from base 214 to 2187 and encodes 657 amino acids. Gene Ontology annotation, molecular function: protein binding; 3'-5' exonuclease activity; DNA-(apurinic or apyrimidinic site) endonuclease activity. The record is from RefSeq and is a predicted model, not a curated record. The transcript has 11 exons. Gene Ontology annotation, cellular component: site of double-strand break; nucleus. Gene Ontology annotation, biological process: double-strand break repair. NCBI's taxonomy places the organism in Eukaryota, Metazoa, Arthropoda, Arachnida, Ixodida, Ixodidae.
UCGCUGCGCUUUUUUUUCCCAAAGCGCAGAAGAAAUGAUUUAUGGCGAAACUAUUUGCGAGCAGCAGCCGCUGCCGCGCGGAGCAACACAAAAUGGCCGCCGCUGGUGUGCGCUGAUCACCGCGCUGGCGACUGUGUUGCUCGUAAUGCGGUGUUUUUCUCGUGCCGCUGGACGCCUUCUCUCGUGACGCGAUGCGCUCGCCGUAACGUAGACAUGAAGAAGAUCCUCCUGAAGCCCGUCGAAGGCGGGCAGAAGUCGGUGGAGCUUAAAAUCGGCAAAACCAUCAUUGGCCGGGGCCCUCUUCUAGAAUGCAGCGACAAGAAGGUAUCCAGAAACCAUGCAGUCCUGGAAGUCACCGAAGAUGGCGAAGUCUUUCUCACACCUACACAUGUCAACCCCUGUUUCUACCAAGCGCAAGGCAAGGGGCCCUCGAAAGUGAUGAAGAAGGACAAGCAACAGUUGCUCCAGUCCGGUGAUUCCAUAGCACUGCUGCCAAACAGCUAUAAGUACAUUGUGGAAAUAAUCAACUCAUCAUCAACCUCAUCAAUAUCAGCAGACCUGAAAGAAUCCAGGCCUGCAGACGAUGGUGACAACAAGGACAGCAUUGCCGAGAAACCUGCCACGGCAGUCAUUCCUUCCGAGGAAGCGCGGAAAAACGGCAGCGCCGAAGAGAACCACCGCUCUACAACGACGGCGGUCGUUGCAAAGACGGAAAACGGGGACCGGGGAAGCUCGAAGGAGGCCAGUCCCGAGGCAGUCUCCAAGGUGACGCCGCCGGUGAGGAAGGGUGGUGGUGCACCCGCAAACAAGGGUGGUGAUGACGGCAGUGAGAGCAAGUCGUCGACAGGCGGCACGAGGACACUACCACGCUGGCUGCUAGACAGUGCUGCAAAAUCGGCUACGACUGCGGCAAGUGCGAAAGCCAAGGCCUCUAAUGUACAGAAGGGCAAAACGACCACCACUGAAUCGGCAACUCCAAAGAAAGCCGGGCGUGUAACGGGCAAGGAGCCGGCCACGAAAGCUCGUGGAAGGCAAGCAAAAGAAUCCGAGAGCGAGGAUGAGGGGGAAGAGGCCGACCAGAAGUCCGAAGGUGAGGCUGAGGAUGAAGAGGAAGAAGAGUCUGAGGAAGAGUACGAGCCCAAGAGGAAGAAGCCUGAGCAGGCAGAGCGGCGCUCCGUCACAGGUUCCGGCAGCAACCGGAAAGGCGGACGCUCUUCAAGGCAAAACCGUGGACUCAUGCAAAAAAUCUCGCUUGACGAUUUCAUCGCGAGUGACGACGACGAGUGGGACAACAGCUCGGACGAGUGGAAGCCAAAGAAGCGACGAAAACAGGUGGACGAUUCCGGCAGCGACUGGGAGGAGGAGAACCGCCGGACCAAGAAGGUGGCACGCUACGCGGCCUCCGACAGCGACUCUGCCAGUGACUGGGAGCGUGCAAGCCGCAGGAAGAAGCCUGCCACCAGAACACGAAACAGGCGGAAGAGGUCAUCGUCGGAGAGCGGCAGCUCUGAAGCGAGUGAAAAGGCCCCGGUCAGGAGAGGCCAGAGGCGACAGCCAGCAAAGCGGCCUAGCUGCAAGUACGGCAGAAAGUGCUUCAGAAAAAAUGCCCAACACCUGAAGCAGUUCAGUCAUCCCAAGGACUCUGACUAUGAAGGUUCCUCGGGAGACGAAGAUGAGGACGAGGAAGAGACCAAGGACAACGCCGAUGGUAGCGACGCCGAGAGCAGUAGUGACCGCGGCAAGAGGCAAACCAAACGACCGUCUGCCACUGCCGCAAGCAAAAAGCGUGCCAAGCCUCGAGUAGAAGAGAGUGAGGACGAAGAUGAAGACAGAAGCGGGGAUGAGGAUGACAGACCCAUGUGCCGAUACGGAAAAGAAUGCUUCAGGAAAAAUGCCCAGCACUUGAAGAACUUUAAGCACCCCCCUGCAGCCAGUAAAAAGAAAGAACCUGCAAAACGGACCAGCAAGAAAGCAGCUAAGUCCAGAGGGAAAGCCAAGGGCUCAUCCGAAGAGGAGGAAGAGGAGGCGAAGUCGGGCGACGAGUACGAAUGGAAGGACGACGAAGACGACGAAGCCAAGAAAAGCAACGAAGAAGACAGCAGCAGCGAACAAAAGAAGACAACGCCCGCCAAGCGGAAACGUGCCACGGAGCGCAAAGCCGCUCCCGUGUCUGACGACGACGAUUGAGUGUGCCGUGGAUACGCUGUUGUGGUGUGUGUGGUGUGCCCCUGUGCGUAGCUACACGGUGUUCUCUUGCAGUUGCUUUUUUUUUUUUUUUAAAUUGUUCUCUUCGAGUCCUGCGACAGUCGUGCUUCUUCAGUGGUGGUGUAACAUGCUUCUAAUGUCUGCCUGCCCACCUACCUACCUGCCUGCCUGCCUACUUGGUUCUGUGUAAUGGAACUCAUCGAAGCCAGUCCUUUGCAAUGUUUGGACCAAGGAAGUGACCCCAGUGUGGUUGGCGAACACGUGCUUCGAAAGAAAAGAUGAAAUGAUAUAAGCGUUCCAAAUGGUAACUUUUUUUUUUUCAUUUAUCAUUGUCAUGUCCUUGCCUGUAUCAUAGCUCACCAUUUUCUAUUCUUUUUUAAUACUUCGAGUUAGCAUGCAGUUUGUUUUGUUUGCAUUAAUGCAUUGAUAAGUUCAAAUCAAUAAAAGCUUAUAAUUUAGAAGGCCAUCAUGACGCUUCAAGGAUUGCUCAUAGUCAGCUAAGAAUGGAACUACUGUGUUACUAUCUGCCAAACUGGUUGUAGAAAAUGUGGUUACACAGGCAUGGUCUUCUUCUAUGGGCAAGGCUCAAUUGAAUGAAUGUGGAUAUAAUGAAUUACUAAAUGCAACGUAAUGGACUUAAAAUAUUUCACGCUGAUAUAAAACAUGUUCAAAAUAAAUGCUGGAUACUGUAAUGAAGGUGUUUUCUUGUCCGAUACAGCUAUGCUAUAAUGAACUUUUUAUUAGCCUAGUGGAUUACAAACGUAACUGUGAACAGUAGCGCAAAAAAUUCACACAGACGACGACAGAGCAAGACGGGACACAGCGCUAAACUAGAGAUGAAGUUUAAAAGGACAGACUGGUGGGCUAGUUGGUAUUGCAUAACUGUGAACAGUAGCGCAAAAAAUUCACACAGACGACGACAGAGCAAGACGGGACACAGCGCUAAACUAAAGAUGAAGUUUAAAAGGACAGACUGGUGGGCUAGUUGGUAUUGCAUAACUGUGAACAGUAGCGCAAAAAAUUCACACAGACGACGACAGAGCAAGACGGGACACAGCGCUAAACUAGUCUGUCCUUUUAAACUUCAUCUCUAGUUUAGCGCUGUGUCCCGUCUUGCUCUGUCGUCGUCUGUGUGAAUUUUUUGCGCUACUGUUCACAG